Messenger RNA from Orussus abietinus, 3994 nucleotides. It is a transcript of the gene alpha-Cat, whose product is annotated as catenin alpha. Gene Ontology annotation, biological process: cell migration; cell-cell adhesion. The record is from RefSeq and is a predicted model, not a curated record. Gene Ontology annotation, cellular component: catenin complex; adherens junction; actin cytoskeleton. Bases 336 to 3065 code for a protein of 909 amino acids. The transcript is spliced from 7 exons. Gene Ontology annotation, molecular function: cadherin binding; structural molecule activity; beta-catenin binding. NCBI's taxonomy places the organism in Eukaryota, Metazoa, Arthropoda, Insecta, Hymenoptera, Orussidae.
UGACGGUUCAAAACUUUUGCACAUGCGCACUCGUUAUUUAUUUAGUAUCGCUGUCCAUAUGUAUUUUUCCAUACGAAUUUAAGGCACCCCAGUUAGCGCUGGGACUGUGUAUGAGGCUAGGUACGCUGUUGCGUACGAGGCUAGAGUGCGCACAUGGCUAGUGUUGUGCGCAUGCGUGUGCGUGUGCGUGGCUGAUUGCGUCAUUGCGUACGAGACUAGGGAGGGCGCAUGCGUGCGCACGAGGCUAGUUGCCAGAGUAGAGAGGGAGAGAGGCCGAUUGUCGAUGUUAAGGCUGGAGUAGGACGAAAGAACAAUUUCCUACAUAUUGAUUGAACAUGUCAGACCACUUUGGGCCAAUAACAUUAAAGUGGGAUCCCAAGAAUCUAGAGAUCCGCACGAUGUCGGUGGAGAAAACUUUGGAACCAUUGGUUUUACAAGUUACAACGUUAGUGAACACAAAAGGACCAAGUAAGAAAAAGAAGGGCAAAUCGAAAAGAGCGAGUGCUUUAGUUGGAACUGUGGAAAAAGCAACAAGUAACUUUAUCGAAAAGGGAGAACAAAUAGCGUAUGAAAAUCCUGAUAUUACAGCCGAAAUGCUGAGUGCUGUAGAAGAAGUUCGGAAGACUGGCGCAGCUAUGAGCAUUGCCGCAAGAGAAUUCUCGGAGGAUCCUUGUUCAUCGUUAAAGCGUGGAAACAUGGUCCGUGCAGCUAGAAACUUGUUAUCUGCUGUCACAAGGUUGCUGAUCUUAGCAGACAUGGUGGAUGUACAUCUUCUUCUAAAGUCAUUGCAUGUGGUCGAGGAUGAUUUGAAGAAAUUGCAAAAUGCUUCGUCACAAGGUGAACUUUUGGAAAAUAUUAAACAAUUUGGUAGAAAUGCCUCAGAGCUCAUGAAUCAAGCGGCUAAACGUCAGCAAGAGCUGAAAGACCCACAAUUACGAGACGACUUGGCAGCAGCUCGAGCUGUUCUGAAAAAGCAUUCUACGAUGUUACUUACUGCUUCCAAAGUAUACGUUCGACAUCCAGAGUUGGCAGCAGCGAAAGCGAAUCGAGAUUACGUGUUAAAACAAGUAUGUGAAGCUGUUAAUACUAUCAAUGACGUCGCUCAAGGAAAAACUCCCACGGAUAGUCAACAUCCUUACGAUGGGCCUGGAGAAUUGGCUGCUGCAUUAGAUGAUUUUGACGAAAGGAUGGUUAUGUCACCUUUAGCAUACAAUGAAGUACGCACACGUCCCAGUCUAGAAGAAAGAUUAGAAAGCAUCAUUAGUGGAGCUGCGCUUAUGGCUGACUCUUCGUGUACAAGAGAUGAACGCAGAGAACGUAUUGUUGCUGAAUGUAACGCAGUCAGACAAGCUCUUCAAGACUUACUAAGCGAGUACAUGAAUAAUAUGGGUGUGAAGGAACAAUCCGAAAGCUUGGAACGAGCCAUUGAUCACAUGUGUAGGAAGACUCGAGAUUUACGACGGCAGUUACGUAAAGCUGUCGUUGAUCACGUUUCUGAUAGUUUCUUGGAAACGAGUGUUCCAUUAUUAGUUUUAAUCGAAGCAGCUCGUAAUGGAAGGGACAAAGAAGUAGAAGAAUAUGCGUUAGUUUUUACCGAGCACGCUAACAAGUUGGUUGAGGUAGCUAAUCUGGUAUGUAGCAUGUCCGGGAACGAAGAUGGGGUUAAGAUGGUUCGUUAUGCAGCAGCUCAAAUUGAGAAUCUCUGUCCUCAAGUAAUAAACGCUGCUCGAGUUUUGGCAGCACGUCCGCGCUCUAAAGUGGCUCUUGACAACAUGGAAGUAUUUCGACAAGCUUGGGAAAAUCAAGUGCGUGUUCUUACGGAAGCUGUCGAUGACAUCACUACCAUCGAUGACUUUUUAGCGGUAUCAGAGAACCAUAUUUUAGAAGACGUGAACAAGUGUGUCUUAGCUCUACAAGAAGGAGAUGCAGACACUUUGGAUCGAACAGCAGGAGCGAUAAGAGGACGGUCUGCCAGAGUGUGUAACGUUGUGCAGGCAGAGAUGGAUAAUUACGAGCCAUGUAUUUAUACUAAGAGAGUGCUGGAAGCUGUGAAGGUUUUAAGGGAACAAGUUAUGCCGAAAUUUGCGCAAAGGGUGGAAGUGGCUGUAGAUGCUUUAGGCAGUAAUCCACCAAAGGAUGUAGAUGAAAAUGACUUCAUAGAUGCUUCUAGAUUAGUCUACGAUGGGGUACGGGAGAUCAGGCGAGCCGUACUCAUGAAUAGGGCGGAUGAAGACUUGGACCCAGAGGAUGUCGAAUUAGAUGAGCACUAUACUCUGGAAACUCGCAGUAAAUCCAGUGCCCAGACUGGCGAGCAUGGGGUUGAUGAAUAUCCUGAAAUAAGCGGUAUCACUACGGCUCGAGAAGCUAUGCGAAAAAUGCCAGAAGAGGAUAAACAAAAAAUUCUACAACAAGUAGAAUUUUUCAAGAGUGAAAAACUCAAAUUUGAUAGAGAAGUCGCUAAGUGGGAUGAUGCAGGAAAUGAUAUAAUUGUGCUGGCUAAACAUAUGUGUAUGAUUAUGAUGGAAAUGACAGACUUCACUCGAGGUCGAGGCCCUUUAAAGACGACAAUGGAUGUUAUCAAUGCUGCUAAGAAAAUUUCUGAGGCUGGAACAAAGCUAGAUAAAUUGACCAGGCAAAUUGCCGACCAAUGCCCAGAAAGCUCCACAAAAAAAGAUUUGCUAGCAUAUUUGCAGCGCAUAGCUUUGUACUGUCACCAAAUGAACAUUACUAGUAAAGUUAAAGCCGAUGUCCAGAACAUCAGUGGGGAACUCAUUGUUUCUGGCCUCGAUAGCGCAACAUCUCUCAUUCAGGCAGCUAAAAAUUUAAUGAAUGCUGUUGUAUUAACUGUUAAAGCAUCUUAUGUCGCGUCAACUAAAUAUCCAAGGCAGUCUACAGUUACGUCUCCGAUCGUUGUUUGGAAGAUGAAAGCACCGGAGAAGAAACCACUGGUUCGCCCUGAGAGGCCAGAAGAAGUUAGAGCGAAAGUGCGAAAAGGUUCGCAAAAGAAAGUCCAAAACCCUAUACACGCGCUGUCGGAAUUCCAGAGUCCAACAGAAAGUGUUUAAAAGAAAUGGACGGCGUUUAUAAAAGGAAAGGCAAUUUAUACAUAUACAAACGUAUAAGCCUGGUAUAAAAGUGUGUUGCCUAAUACAGUGAUAAUACAAAUUAGCAGAAAUAAUAUGCACUGCAAAAAAAUUCACACGCGUAAUUUAAGAACCGGCCGUUGUGUGUAAAACCUAAUAAGGGUAUCUUUCUAUUAUAGUAUAUGUUACACUGGAACUUUAAUCAUUUAGAUGAAUAUUACAUUAUAUGUAUUAAUCGAAUUACGUUAUACAUAUACAUACACAUAUAUAUAUCACCGUAAAUUGAUGGGUAUCACAUUAUGUAUAAUAAUUUGUACUUUUUCAGUGGUCCAGUUACACAAAGUAUAAUUAUAAAUUACGUGAAUAUUUUCUACCAAUUAUGACCUUACCUUUAGAACUAUAAACGAACGCCAAAUUAUAUGCUUAAAGUUGCGUUUACCGACAAUACUUUUGUAUAAUUGUAGUCGAAAUAAUACGUAGUCUGUCGCAUGGCGUUGUUUAUUUGACAUUCAUUCGGUAGUUGUAUCGGUGAGAACGUGCUACGGCAACAUAUAAACUGAUUCCGAUACGAACUUAACCGUUUGGGUCCCAAGCAGCUCGAUCGCGCUGUUUAGAUUUCAUGUCGAAUAAUCCAGGCACAUUUGAACGCUAUGGACAACUGAAGGUGUGCACUAAGAAUCUAUCGAAAUAGCACGGUCUUCCUUCCUUCUCUACUUAACACCAAAAAACAUAAACUAAGACCAGCGCUAUUGUACUGAUUGACAUUUUUCGACACAAAAAAGGCGAGCGCUAUCGUGCCGCUUGGUUCUUUUCGUACUCAAUGAAGACAAGCGCUAUUGCACUGUCUGCAUUUUUCGACAAUGUUGUUUCAAUGACCUCUGGGAUUCAAAUAAUUAUAAGGCAAACGAUUA